Messenger RNA from Cryptomeria japonica (Japanese cedar), 2306 nucleotides. RefSeq lists its product as uncharacterized. NCBI's taxonomy places the organism in Eukaryota, Viridiplantae, Streptophyta, Pinopsida, Cupressales, Cupressaceae. The coding region runs from base 95 to 1906 and encodes 603 amino acids. Gene Ontology annotation, cellular component: GPI-anchor transamidase complex. Gene Ontology annotation, biological process: attachment of GPI anchor to protein. The record is from RefSeq and is a predicted model, not a curated record. The transcript is spliced from 13 exons.
AAACUUAAAAAUUAAAUCUCACGAACCCGACAAAUGAUCUGACGGCUGCAGACAAUAAAUUUUCAAAACGAAUCCCCAACCAAGGCAAAUGUAGAUGCAGAAGCAGGAAGAGGAAAUGGAGAAGCAGGAAGUGAAGGAGAAGGGGAAUGACCGAGCAGAAAGGAAAAGAAAACCGGGCUGUAAACGUUUGGCUCUCACUUUGUCUGUUGCGAUUUGCUUUGUUAUUGGUGUACCACUGUGGUUAAAGUCAACGGAGGUAUACAGAACACAUCUUCCUUAUGAAGCCAUACAUUCUCUUUCAACCAGCCCUGUGCCACGACUUCCCUGCCAGUUUAAUAUCCUACUUCUUAACUUGAACUCCCAAAUUGACACGGAGGAUGGUGCUGCCCUGAAGCACUAUUUGCAAGGAUUUACAAGUUUAAUAUCACUACAACUGACAAACAGAACGAAUGAGAAUGAUCACGGUGGUUGUGGGAAUGAUUAUGUUGUUACAGUGAGCUUGGAUUGGAAAGACAAAUGCUUGAGAGGUGGAACAAGUCAGAAUCUUUCAUAUUGGCCUUGUGGGUUGAGCACUUAUCUUUCCUCAGUCGAUAUUUCUUCUUCGGAUGACGGUGUGGUGGAUGAGUUGCUGAAUUCUUAUUCCCUCAGGGCAUCGGGAGAUAUAGGUGGCGUGUACACUGUUGUGGUUACAGGGAGUGGAAAUGCAGGUUCACAUCCGUAUAGAUGUGUGAUUGGGAAGCACCGCCAUGCAUGGAUAGUGGGGGAGGUGUCAGAGGCAGAUGCUAUUACAUUAAUUGGAGAGAUUGUAGGCAACUACUUUGUAAAGGGGGGGAGUAUGGAUGAAAAUGAGGGCGUGUCCAUGCCUCUUGCUGCAGAUGGUAGUGCCACACUUUCAUUCAGCCUUCUAAAUGCGAACCCUGCAGAUUGGAUAUAUCAAUGGGAUUUUGAGAAGCUUGAGAAGCAUUUCUUGACGCCUCUGGUAGAAAUGUUGGCUCCUGUUGCAACUUUAGGUGUGGAGAGCCAGGUUCUGUACCAUACUCCAAAGGCAGCCCAUUCGUACUGGGAUGAACAGUUAGCAAGCUAUGUUUUACAUGUCAAGGAUCUUCCUUUCUUUGUAAACUCUAAUGAAUGGCAUUUGGAUACAUCUGUUGCUGCUGCUGGACGUUCUAAGAUUUUGCAAUUCGCAAUCUAUAUACCAUCAGCUCUGGAAUGUCCUUUAAGAGUGAAACUUCCGAAUGGGAAAAUUUCUGCAACUAAUGGGUUUAUAUCUCCUGGAUGGGGUGGUAUCAUUUUCCUGAAUCCUUUGAGUUGUAUCAGCAGUACUGUGACUGGCAAGCACCAUAGUCAUGAAUUUAAUCAAGAGGAAUUCGGACCAGUUAUGCAAGUUGUUGUAGGACAGAUACGCAUGCUUCUAGGCCUUCCAUCAACAGCUCCAUAUGAUUCCAAGAUGCAUAUAUCAAGUGUUUUAGCUAGUCAGACAGGCUUCGCAGAUUGGGAAUUGGAUGUUUUGCUUCGUCGUCGUGUAGUUGCAGAUGUGGCUUCUUGCUCAUUGACUUUGGCAUCUCUCUCACGUCUGGUCAAAUCACUUCCUAGCAUGGUUAUCAAGGAUGAAAUUGGAGAUCAGAUAUAUCAAUCACUUGAAGCUGCAAGUUUGGCUCGAAACAACUCUUUUGCUGGCAUGUAUUUAGCUGCAGCAGCAGAAUUUGCUCGUAAAGCAAGGAAUUUGGCAGAGGAAGCUUUUUUCCAGCCAUCCAUCAUGUCGCUUCUGUAUUUCCCUAUUGAGCAUCACUUUGCUAUCUACACUCCUUUCUUCGUACCAGUUUUGCUGCACACAUUCCUUGCAGCAACAAAGGAGAUUAUACGCUAUCGACGGGAACGGAAAGUGUUCUUGAGGUCAAAUGUGUGAACAUGCUUCAUAACAUUUCUUUCAUCCUGCUACCAAGCUAAGCCAAUUUUGCUGUUGGUUUCUUCCAGAAAUAGAUAAGGUCACACAUGAUUCAAUGGGAACCGACAAAGUUCUUUAAGUCAAACAAAUAAGAGCAAAUAUUUAAUGUCUUGUAUAUGACAGUGACCUUGAGGUUUUAACUUUGUUUGGUUUUCCGAAUAUGUAUAUAUGUGGCUCCAAAUGAGUCCAAUUGUCUUUCAUAGAAUAUAAUUGUGACUUAAGAUGCUAAUGGGAUGCAAUUCUCACCUAGAAAGAAGUUUAAUUGUCUGUUUGGUGCCUCCUUAAUGAGAGAGUUGAGGCAACAAGUUGGAUGUAGGAAAUGCUUUGAACUAUGAGAAAAAAUCAAGUGUUCAUUUUUGAA